AGGCCGAAUGCGGUUUUAGUCUUCCGAAGCCCCAAAAAAUUGCACCCAAAUCCUGGUGUGGAGUGAUCCGUGGUUUCUGAACGCUUCCCUGCUUCGUGUAGCUGCAUGCCUUGGCUAAUCUAGAGCUGGAUGUACUGUGGCAAUCAAGACAGUGUGCGAGUCAUACAAUCAAUAGAUUGGCUCUGGGUGACAAUCCCGUGCGUGUCGAAUGGUGGUCAUGGUGUUGGCGAUUCUUAUUGCACCAGAAAAGCUCUACGUUGUAGAUUCGACUACUAAUCUUCUGCUGUAUGCAGGGCUAGAUAAGGAAAAUUCGACGGCUGUUGAGUUCUUAGAUAUCAAUGGCAGUGUCAGCUGCAGCACAAUGGCUGCAGCAGGCUUUACUGGAUCAGUGUUCUGGUUCUAGUCCAGCCCUCCAACUUGACGAGGGGCUCGUAAGUGAUCUGGUGUCCUACUGCGAAAUUGCUGCUCCAUCAGAAGCCCAGCAAUAUCUCUUUAGCAUAGUUGGUGAAGAGCAAUGUAAGGACAUUGUGACCGAAUACUUGCGCAGAAGAGGUGAUGGAUAUAGUGAUGUAUUCAUGUUUCACGACCAUGGAAGGGAGGCCCAGGGAGAAACCGGUUUACAUGCUUAUAUGAAACCAAAAGAAGAUGAGACAUUUUUAGCAGGAAGCAAAAAGACAUCCAAAACGAUAAAGCAGAAACCGAACACACCAGAGGUUCAAGGAAACUCUCCUCAAGUGUCAACGGCAUCUUCAAAAUCGGGAUUAUCGCAAUCAAGUAAACCAAUCAAAACUAGAGGUCGUAAAGGAGGUAAAGGUAUCACGUUAGCAGAGGCAGCUGAAGGUUUGGCUUUGUUUCCAAGGGGAGGUCCUUGCAACUGCCAAGCAAGCCGACACAAACUUAUCAACAACUGUCUUGGUUGUGGCAAAAUUGUUUGUGAGCAAGAAGGAGAGGGUCCGUGCAAUUUCUGUGGCGCGUUAGUCUUGAGGGAGGGUAGUGAUUAUGCAGGUCUAGAGGGCUUGAGUAUGCCCCCCGCAAACGAUGCUGAGGCAGCUGCCCAGGCGUUUAAGGAUCGCUUGGUGGAGUUUGAUCGUUCGGCUGCUAAGCGCACCACAGUUAUUGAUGAUCAAAGUGAUUACUAUGAGAUCGAUGGAAAUGCAUGGCUCUCUGACAAGGAGAAGCUGUUACUGCGGCAGCGGCAAGAAGAGGAAGAACGCAUUGAAGCAGAAAGAAGGAAACGUGUUGUUGUAACGAUUGAUCUUCUCGGUCGUAAGGUUGUGAUGGAAGAUAAAGGAGAUGGCAAAGGCAAUUCUCCUCAUGAGAACCUCGUACUGGCAGGGGAUAGUGGACAAAGUGGAACUUCUGAUUAUCGCAUAAUACCCAACCCAUUCAUUGAUAGUAAUCCUGUGUAUGUGGGCCCUAAAGGAGCAACAGGUACCAAAAAUUCUGAAAAGCUAAUCAAUCAACUUCAAGGGAUGGUUCUGGACAGGACAGGGCGAGUUCAACACGAUGACCCUAUUUUUGAAGCUGUCCUGGGGCAACAACUAGGUGGCAUUUAUAUUGAAGGUGAACCUACAAGUUCAAAAGGGUGGGCUGGACCUACAGUACGGGGAACACGAAGCUCGAUGGAUGAUGAACCAGUUUGUAUGACUGAUAAUCGAAAUGCAAGUAUGAAUGGAUCACGAAAUGAAGAUGGUAGGCAGGGAAGUGAUGUUGAAAAGCAGAAACAAGAAAAUUUUGAUAUCUGUAUUCCAAGCUCCCAACGGAGUGAUGGAAGGGCAGCUAUCAUGCUGGCACCUUCACUUUUAGAUCAAAAUAGACCAGACCUUGCACUUCCUUCUAUAUGGAGUGACACUGUGUUGAUGCCGGGUAUGGUUUUGUUGAAAGGGUGGCUGUCCAUUGAUGACCAGGUGGAGAUUGUGAGAGAGUGCUCAACACUUGGCAGAGGCUAUGGGGGCUUCUAUCAACCUACAUUUGCGGAUGGCAGGCACAUGCGUUUGCAAAUGAUGUGUUUAGGAAAGAAGCACUGGGAUGCCACUACCAAUUCCUAUGUUCCACGUCGCCAAAAUCAUGACAAUGCCACUCCACCGGCUAUUCCUGAAAAGUUUUCCGACUUGGUGAAGCGUUCUUUACAAAGAGCUCAAGAUUUGGCCCUGAAAGCAGGUGGGCUCAAGCUGGGCAGAAAGCAAGUCGAAGGAGAACUACCAAACAUGGAUCCCACUGUGUGUAUCGUCAACUUCUAUGAACAAACUGGUGCACUAGGUAUGCACCAGGACAAGGAUGAGAGCGCAGCAAGUCUUAAGCGAGGGUCUCCUGUGGUCUCGUUCUCAGUGGGCGACUCUGGGAUAUUUGCCUACGGCAAAGAAAGAGACCCACAGAAGGCAGAGAAGAUUUCUCUCGAAUCUGGAGACGUCCUAAUCUUCGGUGGACCUUCACGAAUGAUUUUUCAUGGAGUCGAAUCCAUUAUUCCCAAAUCUGCGCCUAAGGAACUGAUUGACAAAACAAAUAUAAAGCAAGGCCGAUUGAAUCUUACCUUCAGGGAGUUGUAACUUAUGAUACUGUCAUCAGUGGGUUUUUUCAUCCAUCAAGGCAAGCCAGCGGUCAGUGCUGUUUGACUGAAUGCAAAUCUGAUCUUGGUUGCAUACACUCUAUAGUGUGGCAAGGUGAUGUUUAACCUGCAGAAAUCAGAACCUUUCGCACAUCCAUUGUCCUGGUAUCUUGCUUAUUCCCUGCACUACCAUCUUGUAGUCAAAUUAGUACAAGUUGUUGGCUCUUCCCAACGUGCUUAAAUCGAAAAAUUCCUUUAACUUUUUUCUUGGGGCACAAUUUGUUAGUGCAAGAUGAUCUGCCGAACACUAUACUGAGACCCUGACGUAAUCUAGGUGCAAAUUGAUCUUCAGCUUGAGUACUUGCUCUGUGCAACUGUGAUUGGCUCACCAGAUGAACAGUGAAGAUUAACUACGUUUCUUGGAGGUGAGUUUUUGAAAUCAUCUGAGCAUCAACUGAGCCCACCUGCUUUCAGGGCCAACUCAAUUAGGUUCAUGUUAACUAUAUUUUAAUAUGAAUUGUUUUACAAAUCCAUAAUUAAGCA
Molecule: messenger RNA, 3088 nt
Organism: Physcomitrium patens
Lineage: Eukaryota; Viridiplantae; Streptophyta; Bryopsida; Funariales; Funariaceae
Source: RefSeq, a predicted model, not a curated record